UCAACGAAGCUUUUCCUUGCGUGUUUCGCAUGAAAUGUUUGAGUGGACCCGAAGUGCAGCAAGCGGACAUUUUUACGCGAGUGAGAGCAAAAACAGAACAGUUGUCUUUUGAGCAAGUAUCACCUCCAAAAAACAUCCUCAAGAACAUCUGAAAUUCUCGCCGAGAAUGGACCGACUGUGUUUUUCCAGGACAGGUAUGCCGUUAGGCCCAGCUUUACAACUGUCAAUUUUGACAGUGACUUUCCUAUAUUUUGUCGGUGUUGGUGGACAGAUUUCAUCAACAUCUCCUUCAAAUCUCACCCUUGCUGCAUCAAAUAACAGUGUGCAGAGUGCUUUCAGCAUCGAAGACGUUCUAGCCCAGUAUUCAGGCCAGUCGACGCGCCCGAGUGAGAAAACUGGACAUCCCGAUGACGUUUACUGUGGCGUGAAAGACAUUCACCUUGAUGCUGUAGACGAAGCCAAAAUGGAGUUCACGAUCACUGCUACCGUGGGACUGACCUGGGCAGACCCCCGUCUCCAGAGCCUUCUCCCCGCCGACUCCGACACCAUCUACGCCAUCCGCGGCGCCGACAUCGACCGGAUCUGGUUGCCCGACCUGUACUUCCCGCUACUGAAGAAUGGAGACUUCCACAAGAUCACCUCGACCAACAGGGUGGUGAGGGUCAGCAAGCACUUACUGCAUGGGGUGAUCUACCACAUGAGGUUGACUCUGACCCAGUCGUGCCACAUGGAUCUCUCCAAUUUUCCCUUCGACACGCAGAAGUGUGACACCCUCAUUUCAUUGUUUUCCUAUGUCGACAGCGAGCUGAAGUUGCGCUGGAGGUAUUCACAGCUCAUUGAGACCGGGUCUAGUAUCCAGCUCAACCUGCCCCAGUUCAGCCAACCCACAGUCAAGGCCACCGACUUUGCUGUUACGGGAAUCUACCAAGCGCAGGAAUCAGUGCAAUUCAACUUCACCAACACGGUUCUCAACUUCUCCAUCUGCUUACAUCGGUUUGGAGGCUUCUUCAUCCUGACCGAGAUGUCGACCUCCUUCAUACUGUGCGUCCUCUCUUGGCUCAACUACUGGCUGGAUCCGGACCAGGCGCCCGCUAGGAUCUCGCUUGGGAUUACCACUGUGCUUGCGGCCAUCACGCAUGCAAACAGUGCCACGAAGAGGGGGUUGCCGGCGCUGUCCUAUGUAACGGCUUUGGAUAUCUGGUUUAACUUAAACGUGAACAUAACAAUCAUCGGCCUAGCCGAGUACGGCUUGGUUCACGUUCUGACCGUCCGUGCCAGAAAACUGGAGGAGAGGCUGGAACGUACUUUGACCGGGGACAAGCAAACCCUGGCAGGCCAACCUCCACAACAUGACGAGACGUCUUUCGUGUUGUGCCGCGGGAGGCGUACGGAACCCAAAGAUGUUGACGAGCGUCAACGACUCAGCCAGGCCGCGGUGCGGUACCGACAGUGGGCCAAACGCAUCGACCACUGCAUGCGGGUCGCCGUGCCGUUGCUUCUCGUGGUGUUCGUGACCGUGUUUUGCACAAAGUACACCAUCCGGAAUGAGGACGAAUGUGCGCAAUAGUUUGUGGGGAAAUAAACUAAGCCGUGAUUAAUGUCCUACAUAUGGCUUCUCAAAGAUAUCGAAUAAAAGAUGUGGUCUUUUAAUUCCAUAAUGGGCCUUAUGCAUGAGUUGGCCAUUUUUGACGAGUUCCCUGAAUGUAU
Molecule: messenger RNA, 1707 nt
Organism: Patiria miniata (bat star)
Lineage: Eukaryota; Metazoa; Echinodermata; Asteroidea; Valvatida; Asterinidae
Product: glycine receptor subunit alpha-2-like
Exons: 9
Coding region: 167-1567 (466 amino acids)
Biological process (GO): chemical synaptic transmission; chloride transmembrane transport; regulation of membrane potential
Cellular component (GO): membrane; synapse; neuron projection
Molecular function (GO): extracellular ligand-gated monoatomic ion channel activity; neurotransmitter receptor activity; chloride channel activity
Source: RefSeq, a predicted model, not a curated record